Osmerus eperlanus (European smelt) is the source of this 2293-nucleotide messenger RNA. RefSeq names its product cdc42 effector protein 3. Gene Ontology annotation, cellular component: cytoplasm; membrane. NCBI's taxonomy places the organism in Eukaryota, Metazoa, Chordata, Actinopteri, Osmeriformes, Osmeridae. The record is from RefSeq and is a predicted model, not a curated record. Gene Ontology annotation, biological process: positive regulation of pseudopodium assembly; regulation of cell shape; positive regulation of actin filament polymerization. Gene Ontology annotation, molecular function: small GTPase binding. Bases 227 to 883 code for a protein of 218 amino acids. The transcript is spliced from 2 exons.
ACACAAGGACGUGCGAGGACACGCGAGGACGUCUGAGGACACGCGAGGACACGCGAGGACGUCUGAGGACACGCGAGGACACGCGAGGACGUCUGAGGACACGCGAGGACGUCUGAGGACACGCGAGGACACGCGAGGACGUCUGAGGACACGCGAGGACACGCGAGGACACGCGAGGACGUCUGAGGACACGCGAGGACACGCGAGGACACGCGAGGACAGGAGGAUGCCGCUGAGGGCGUCUCUGCAGCGGAAGUCUGGGUCUGGGUCUGGGUACUGGUCGGGCCGCAGCCACAGGAGGAAGGCGGUGCUGUCGGUCAACAUGAUCAGCCUGCCGCUGGCAGACUUCCGCCACGUCACCCACAUCGGGAACGACGCCCACGCAGACAGCUUCGGGGACCUGUCCUUCCUGAAGCGGGGACACAGCCUGCUGCUGCAGAGUUCCCAGAGCGAGCAGAACAUAUUCCUGGCCUGCUCCCCGCCCCCCAAGCCCCCACGCCUCAACCUGGACGAGCCCCCGCACACAGACAGCCCCGGGGGGCCAAGCAGCCCCCACAGCUCCUCCCAGAGGAAGACCAAGUGUAACUCCAUGCCCCUGCUGGACAGUGAGGUGGAGGAGCAGGGUCCCUGUGGGGCCAGCACCAGGCGCAGGGUGGGGGACAGUUACAGCCCUGGCGGAGGCAGUCUGAGCUCAGAGAGAGACGGAGACUCCACCCUGACCUGCCCCGAGGACUCAACCCUGACCUGCCCCGAGGACUCAAUCCUGACCUGCCCCGAGGACUCCACCCUGCAGGAGGACGACUGCGGCUUCUCCUUCAGCCUAGACCUUGGCCCCUCCAUCCUGGACGACGUGCUACAGGUGAUGGAGAAACACCAGCACUAAACAAGAGGACAGGUCCCAUGUUGGAGUUCAGUAAAAGGUCUUCACUGGCAGGAUUUGGCGGUACUAGCCCUGGAACCUAACCUCACACUAGACCUAUUUCUUACCUACGUCAGAGACUAUAAGAAGAUAUUGCAGAGGCAGAGGACAUGCUGAUAUAAUCUUUAAAUCUUUAAAACAAAACUGUUUGAACAGAACUGUGGCCUCACUCAAUUAGCAGCACGUAAGUGUACGUAAGAGGUGAUUGGUUGACGAAGUUACAACAUCAAAAGUGUGAGAAUCCAUCCCACUGGCAAGAAUUCUGUUUCUUUUAUUAAUGUAUCUAUUUCCACUACUUAUACUUAGUUUAGCAAACCAUCUUUUUGAGUCGUAACCAGUUUAUAGAAAACGUUCAUGCUAUAUACAUAUAAAUGAUCUAUCGGAAUGAAAGAGUAACUUUGACUUUGUUCUUUGAGGGGUCGAAGUUCAUGUUCUUUUAGCUUUUAUCUGUCACAGCAUUUGAUAAAGUCUGUGUCCAGUUAAUCAUUUAACUUCUAUUUCUGUCAAGCUCUAGAACAGUGAAGAGAACAUUCUAGUCCAUCUUUCUCAUUCUACACAUUUUUCCUGUUUUCUCACCAAGGUGAUUGUUGACUAAGUGUUACGUUGGGGAGAAGAAAAAUCCCUCCAGGCUUUUCAAGGUCCCUGAGCUGUUAGGAUUUGGCUUUCUUGUUCCUCCGCAAUUUCUCCUCUGCACGCUUUCCAGAGGCAGUCCUGCAGGGUGCACGGAGGUGCCCCCAUCUCUACUGCUCAACAACACAGUGAAAACAAACAUUUGGCUCUGCUUCCAAUAAAGACAGCCAGUAGUGGCAGGCCAGGCUGCAACCAGAGGCCCCCCGCCCCCCGCAGAGACGACACCAGCCAGCAAGAGCUGUUUUCUCAGCUGUAAAUAGCAGUCCCUGGUUGUGCUGAGUGGCGCGGGAGUGGGUAGGCGGCAAGGGGUAAGCUGAUACUUCCACAUGUUGGGGGCCCAGAGACAUCCAUUACUGCCCAGGCCUGCUGAUGAGGGUUUAAACAGUACCUGCUGAACAAACAAGGCCCGAACCCCCCCCCCACACACACACACACCCACCACCCUGGCCCCCUGGACCUCAUAGCCACCUGCCAGGGGACCCAGGCUCCAGGCCCCUUGCUAGCAUAGGAACAGCAUCAGAUCAAGUCCCUUUAUCUGCUCUAUGCAUCUUAUUAUACAUCUGGUGUAAUAUACUUCAGGGUGUUAUUUAUUAUUGUUUAUGAAAAUAACGCUGGCUGAGAAGAGUGAGUGUCUUACUGUACAGAGUGUUGUAUUAUUCUCUACGGGGAACUCAAAAUCUUGUCAAAUUCAAAGAAUUGCACUGAUGAGCAUUCUGAAAGGCUUGUAUAAAACUGUUUACACAC